GAACAAAUUGCUCUGACAGUUACAAGGAGUGAUGCAAUCGAAAGGCAGCCCAAACCAGGCAGAGCCCGGCUGGACUGUCGCUGCCUAAAAAAACCGUGAUGUUUUGGAAGGGUUAUUUUCUCAGCACUGAGAGGAGAAAGGGAAGAGAAGAGGAGUGAUGAGUCUCAAAGCAACUAAUAAUUUAAUGUGAAGCCGCUCGGCUCCGUCCUGACUGAGGAAGAGAGAGAGAGAGAGAGACUCAGGGACAGCCGCCACCGCCACUAAAAACACCACAGCUUUCACUGGACUUUUAAACAACAACAAAAAGUCCACGACUUUUUAGGGUUGAAAACAAUAUAUAUCACGUUUUGUGUCCCAAGUUCCUCCUUUUUAAUCAAAAUAUUAGCUGUCUUUUCUCCUCCCCCCCCCAACUAGACUCUUUACCCUUUCUCCACCCCCUACAUACGAAGAAGAUCAUUUAAAAAAAAGAAAAUCAAAUUCAAAAAGAAAAGAAAUAAUAUCUCGAAGCUAUAUGUUGUCCAGAAACCAACCGGUCCGGCUGUUAGUUUUCACGAAGAGUCCGAAGUGAAGAGUUGCUAUUUUUCUUAUGCCUUGGAAGUUUGCCUUUUAGCUCCGCGCAGAGAAGUGGGUGAUCUCUGAGAGUUGGUGGUGAGCAUGGAAAAACCCAGUGAAACAGUGCAAGUGAAGGAGAAUUCAGAAAAAAACAACAAUCUCAUUGAUCCUAAAGGUACCCCGGCUAAGAUCCCCCGCUUGGACCAGAAUGGGAGUCUCUCCACCCGCAACAGACUGGGUAGCAUGGGUGCCAAAGUGACUGGAGGCUCACUCAAACACACGGGCCAGCUGGUGAAAAUCGGUAAUAAAAAAGGAAAUAUGCUCCCUGUUUUCUGUGUGGUGGAACACUUUGAAAGUCCUAUCGAGUAUGAAAGUAAGGAAGAACAUGCAGAAUUUGUUCUGGUACGGAAGGACAUGUUGUUUAAUCAACUAGUGGAGAUGGCGCUGCUUUCUCUUGGAUAUUCCCACAGUUCUGCUGCUCAGGCUAAAGGCCUGAUCCAGGUUGGGAAGUGGAAUCCAGUCCCUCUCUCAUAUGUGACAGAUGCACCGGAUGCCACAGUAGCAGACAUGCUGCAGGAUGUGUAUCAUGUGGUCACACUGAAAAUUCAGUUACACAGUUGCCCAAAACUGGAAGACUUGCCACCUGAACAGUGGACACACACAACCGUCAGAAAUGCUCUGAAGGAACUACUGAAAGAAAUGAACCAGAGCACACUGGCAAAAGAAUGCCCCCUCUCCCAGAGUAUGAUUUCCUCCAUUGUAAACAGCACUUACUAUGCAAAUGUAUCAGCAGCAAAAUGUCAAGAAUUUGGAAGAUGGUAUAAACAUUUUAAGAAGACAAAAGAUAUGAUUGCUGAAAUGGAGACUAUGUCUGAAUUGUCUAUUUCUCAACAAGGAACAAAUCAUGUAAACUUUGGAUCACCAACAGUUCCUGGGAAUGGUACUGAACUGCCCCAGCCACCGUCACCUGCUCAGCUUCCUCAUAGUGGUCAGCCUGCUACGAGGUCCCAACUUUCCAAUUUGCAUCCUGGACUUGUCUCUGCACCUCUUAGCCCACAGUUGGUGAACCAGCAGCUGGUUAUGGCCCAGAUAUUAAACCAACAAUUUGCUGUCAACAGACUCCUGGCACAACAGUCCCUAAAUCAACAAUACCUGAACCACCCUCCUGUCAACCGGACCAUGAAUAAACCAUUAGAACAACAAAGCUCAUCAAAUGCUGAAGUGUCUUCCGAAAUCUACCAGUGGGUUCGUGAUGAGUUGAAGCGAGCUGGCAUCUCCCAAGCAGUGUUCGCUCGUGUGGCUUUCAACCGAACUCAGGGUUUAUUGUCUGAAAUUCUCAGAAAAGAAGAGGACCCAAAGACUGCCUCACAGUCUUUGUUGGUCAACCUGAGGGCAAUGCAGAAUUUUCUAAACCUGCCAGAAGCAGAAAGGGACCGUAUUUACCAGGAUGAAAGGGAGAGGAGCCUCAAUGCAGCCUCAGGGAUUGGAACUACACCUUUGAUAAGUUCUCCUAACCGUACCCAACAGGUCAAAACGUCCUCCAUUACAACUGAAUGGAAUGGUAAAUCGGAAGGCUGUGCACUUAAUAUUAAUGCUUCCAUUUACGAUGAGAUUCAGCAGGAAAUGAAGAGGGCCAAAGUGUCCCAAGCAUUAUUUGCUAAGGUUGCAGCAACAAAGAGCCAGGGUUGGCUAUGCGAACUUUUACGUUGGAAGGAAGACCCUUCACCAGAGAAUCGGACUCUUUGGGAAAACUUAUCAAUGAUCAGGAGGUUCCUGAGUCUUCCUCAGGCUGAGAGAGAUGCUAUUUAUGAGCAAGAAAGCAAUGUGAUCCAUCACCAUGGAGACCGACCAUCUCACGUCAUCCAUGUUUCUGCAGAGCCCAUUCAGCAACAGCCAGCAACACCCCGACUUGCACCUAAACAGCCAACGUCAACACCAGCAGAAUCAGAAGAUGAGAGCCGGCAUAAGCCCAGAUCUCGCACUAAGAUUUCUGUCGAAGCCCUGGGGAUCUUACAGAGCUUUAUACAGGAUGUGGGUUUGUACCCAGAUGAAGAAGCAAUUCAAACUCUGUCAGCUCAACUUGACCUGCCCAAGUAUACCAUCAUAAAGUUUUUUCAAAACCAACGUUACCAUCUAAAGCAUCAUGGCAAACUGAAGGACCAUGCAGGUUUGGAGGUGGAUGUGGCGGAGUAUGAGAAAGAAGAAUUGCUGGAAGACUCAGAGGACUCAGAGGAAAGCGAGGAAGGCAAAAGUUCAAAAGAAAUAUAUUCAGUUAAAGUAGAAGAGACCUUGUCAGGAGAAGGGACUACAAAUAACUUAGAUCCUGAUCAGGAACCAAAAGACUGACCCUGACAUCACAUGAACUUUUCUUUUUUGUAACUGUGCCACUGAUGUGUAUUUACAUAAAAAAAGUCUUGUUUCCUGCAUUAUUCAUCAGAAAGACCAAUUUGUCUUUACAUACUUGCACAAAAAAAUAAGGAGUCCCAGUAAAAGACUGAACAAUUCUCCUGUGGAUAAUGCAGACUGCACUAGAAGUUUUUUUUGUUUUUUUUUUCAAGCAAACAAGCAGCUACAUAUGAAGUAUUUGGGAUUGCCUUGAACAUUUUUGUAACUGCUGUUUACUGAUUAAUGACAGUUUCUGUACAGAGUAUCAACAGAGGAAACUGGUACUGUAUGAUGUUUGACUGUAUUGUCUGUCAAACUUAAAAUGCUCAUUCAGAAGCUUCCCACAAUUGAUCAUAGAUUACCCGGUCCUGAAUGGAUCAAACACUCCAGUUUCAAUUCUCUACCCAAACCAGUAUGUUUCUUGCAACUUAAAAGAAAAAUCUGGCCUUUUUAAAAAUUAACAAAAUUGCAGAUAGGAUACUUUAUCUUAGCUAUAUAUUGUUAAAGUUGCAAAAAAAGGAAGAAACUGCUCGCUGCAAAAUGCAGCGUUAAUGGAAAAUAUGCCAAUAAUUGCCUUGUGUAAUAUGGCACUGCCAUCAUUCAAUUAUUCUGCAAGAGAGCAAUCACUGUAACUUUGAGUCUUGUCAUUACCUGAUUUUAAAAUGUGAAACACAACUUUUUUUUAAAAUUUGUGUAGUGUAGAUUAUUUAUUUUCAGAAAACUUAGCCUCAUGAUGUAAUUAAUUUUUUGAAGUUUCUGUUACAUGUAACAUAGUGCUUUUUCAUACUGACUUUUUCUAUUUAUAUAUGUAUUUUGAUGGGCAGUGAUACAAAGUGUCUUAAAAGUUUCAAUUGAAAAAUUGUGCUUUAAAAUUUGCCUAAAAACUGCUGUAUGUUAUCAAAGCAAUUCAUACCAUGGGCUUCACUCUUUAUGGUGUAUGCAAUUUUCUAUAUUAAUGUUAAACCAUCAUGCAAAUGAACAUAGGUCAAUAAAAAUAAAAUACAUUAGAUAACUUAUAAAAUUCACUGAAAAAUAGAUGUUUUGCAAUGUGUCUUCCUUCAGUUUACAAUGGAUUGAAGCUUUUUUCAGUAUAAAUUUCUGUAUGAAGAUUACAAGUGUAUCUGUUUUUCUGAGUUAUAUUGCUAUGUGGAACUAUGAGAUCACAAAUUAUUUUAUUAAAUCUGACCAUGUUAGACAUUUUUUUAAAGCAUCACAGUUUUUCUUUAUGCAAAAUUGUUCAGAUGGGGAUGGUUAUUAAUUGUUAAUUGCACAAUUAAACUAUCUUUAUAUAAUACAA
This is a messenger RNA of Carcharodon carcharias (great white shark), 4234 nucleotides long. Its product is annotated as DNA-binding protein SATB1-like. The coding region runs from base 655 to 2898 and encodes 747 amino acids. The transcript has 11 exons. Gene Ontology annotation, biological process: regulation of transcription by RNA polymerase II; chromatin remodeling. Gene Ontology annotation, molecular function: DNA-binding transcription factor activity, RNA polymerase II-specific; RNA polymerase II cis-regulatory region sequence-specific DNA binding. Lineage: Eukaryota; Metazoa; Chordata; Chondrichthyes; Lamniformes; Lamnidae. The record is from RefSeq and is a predicted model, not a curated record.